CAGUCCUCGAAGCCUUUUGGGAUUGCCUAAACUUGGGCAUUUGUGGGUGGGGUGCACAUUUCCAGCAUCUCUCUGCAGCUGGCAAGGGGUGGGCUGCGUGCGCCGCUGGUGGGCGGGUGCGUGGGUGGUGGAAGGCCGGGAGGGGAGGCGAGGCAGAGGAGGGGGAGCCCGUCGCCCCAAAGAGACAAGGAUCCCCCCCAUUCCCACCGAGGAUCUCCCAUCCAGAUCAGCGUGAGGGGUUAGCGUUGCUGAACCCAGCAGAAGCUGCAGUUGCAUCCAAACCAAGAGCAAAUGCCAAAAGGCGUAAAAGGACUAGGAAGCUUCUCCAGUUCCCACUUCUUACCUCAAGGACCCCUGCGUGGAGAAUGCCCCGUCUGUCUCAGCAUACUGGCAGCCUGCCCUCACACCCUCCGAUGCUCUCCUCACAGCUGCUGUAGGAAGUGUCAGGAGACUGAAGCUGAGAGAACGUGAGAAGAGCCAUUUUGAGAAGUCAGCAGGGGUAGGCGGGCCAAGGCUGCACCCCACCCUGUGCCCCCAGAAGUGGCCGGCCGGCCAAACCCUCCCCAUUCUGCUCCCCCUGUGUACCUUGUUUUCCACUUCUUUGGGGACGGCGCCAUCACCCUUGCAGGACGAGAUCUGGCCCAAGGGCCUUACGUGGGAAGUCUAACUCAAGACGGAGACCUCUCUUAGGGUGGACAACAUGGCAGCGGGGAGAGGGGAAACAGCUGCCCUUCAGCUCCAGUUCCAGGGUGCUUCAGAGCCAGGGGUGCAACCAGCCUUGAAAAUGGAGGAACAAGAGCCUGCUGCCCAAGAGAUCAGGGGAGGUGGAGUCCCAUGUUUCCUCCCAGUUGGGUCCAUGCGAGAGUUUCUGGCUGGGGAAGCUCCACAGCAGGUGAAACAGGAGCCAGAUGAGGGUUUGCAGCCGCCACCGUCGCACUGGGAGACCCCAAGGCAGGAGUUCUCAAAGGGGGUGCAGUAUCCCCAGUCAGGGUGGCGAAACCCAGCGCUGCACAAACCCCUGCAGUGGGACACAGGUUCCUUCCAGGCCUCCUAUGACACCCCAGCCAGUGCUGGCCAGUGGCCUUCCGGAGGAGGCUGGGUGACUCAGGCUUUACCAAGCCUCAACAGAGACGUGCAGCCUGUCUACAGUGGCCCGGACCAGAGGGAGCGACGGAACUACCGGAACGUGAAGGAAGAGGCCCUGAAUGAGGACACCCUCAGCUUGGAGGUCCGGCGCCAGCGUUUCCGGCACCACCGCUACCGGGAGGCUGAGGGGCCCCGGGAGAUCUGCCGGCAGCUGCAGGAGCUCUGCCACCAGUGGCUGAAGCCGGAGCGGCACACUAAGGAGCGGAUUCUGGAGCUGCUGAUCCUGGAGCAGUUCCUGACCAUCCUGCCCCAGGAAGUUCAGAACUGGGUCCGGGAACAUAGUCCAGAGACCUGCGCCCAGGCAGUGACCUUGUCAGAAGAUUUCCUGAUGAGGCAGAGGGAGGCUCAAAGAAAAGAGCAGCAGGUGAUCUGGACCUUUGAUGAGGUGGUGGUGAACCCACCCAUGGCCCAGCAGGUGCCGUAUCCUGCCAUGACACAGCAGGUGCAUUACCCUUCCAUGGCCCUGCCUGUGCAGUAUCCGCCCAUGGCCUCACCUGCACAGUAUCCUGCCGUUGGACAGCAGGCCCCCAAUCCCAUCGCAUCAGUCAGAGCACCACUGGAUGCUGGAAGGACACUCCUUUGCCGGGAGCCUGUGCCAGAGAGUGGCCGGAGUCUCAGACCAUAUGGACCGAUCCAGGAGUUCCGGAGGCCCCUCACAAACGCAGAGCGGAUGCGGAACCGGAGGAUGCGGAACCGGAAGCAGCGCCUGGAGACCAGCAUGCAGCUGGUUGAGUCAGCAUCGCGGGCUCCCUCCAUGCUCUUGGACGCCAUGCGGGGGCUGCACCGGCAGGACCUGAAGGCCUUCGACCGGGCCCGGCAGGAGGAAAGGCAGCACCGGAAACAGGAGAGGCGCCAGGACCGGGCUUCAGCUCAGCUGAUGGUCAAUGCCAUUGAACGCUCCCACAGUGACCUGGGGGAGUUCCUGGGGAAGCAAACUGCCACCAUGGCAGCCAUCGCAGCAGUAUUCACCGGCCAGCGGUCCCCCCAGCAAGGUGCCUGCCCUGGCUACGGCUCUUACCAGGGGUACAGCAACCCGCCCUGGGGGCCCCCGGAGCCCGGAACGCCCCUGCCGCCCAGUCACGUGCCUGGAAUGCCCUCUGAGCCAAUGAGCAGUCCCGUCAUUCCAUGCCCGGUGCCUCCUUUGCCCCCCACCGGUGGCCUGUGUGAUCCCGUCCCUGAACCUACAGACGGACCAAGAGAAGACGCCGCUGCUGACGCCCCCAUGCCUUCCACCUCAGAUGCUGCAUCCCACGCUUUCGACACGCGGCCAAACAGGGGAACAAAACGAAAGACGUGGGAAUGAUGAGUGCUGACUUUCCCUCCACCCUGUUGUAGUUUUCACACACGUUGUGGCAGAACAUUUCCCAAGGGGCGAGUUUGCCAGGAUUCCCUCCCCGCCACCGAGCCACCUGUCUAUGCAAAAAGGUGUAUGCAACAUCCCACACCAACAGCUUGUGACCCCCGUGUGGCUCAGAGCUCGUAUAGCCACAGUGGAUAAGGAGGUGAAUGCUGAUCUGGGAUGGAUUGUUGCAUAGCUUUAACAAGUCAUCUCAGCCCACCUGUAAAAUGGGGAUUGCCAGCCUACCUCACAAGGUGGUUGUCAGGGUACUUUGGUCAUGCAGGGCACCAAUUAAGCUGCUUCUACUUUCCAAGCAAUCGGGGAGGGGGGAGGAGGUGGUGGGCACAAGUUGUUCCCAUGAAGCUGUGUCAGAUCUGAAGCUUCACAUAAGGUUCUGUUGAUGCUACUGUUUCUCAGUUACUUUUUAUUUAUUUUAUAUUUAUUAAUAAACUGUGUAUUAAGUCAGCUGACAGAAAUUGGAAGUGCAGUGUUGCAACAGUAUGCAAUAAAAUGACAGAAUCAGUAAUGUGAAAAGACAAAAUAAAACUAGCUGCCAACCUGAAACUUAAAAAAACAGAGCAGCGCAGAAGAGCAAAA
Molecule: messenger RNA, 3082 nt
Organism: Varanus komodoensis (Komodo dragon)
Lineage: Eukaryota; Metazoa; Chordata; Lepidosauria; Squamata; Varanidae
Exons: 4
Coding region: 701-2449 (582 amino acids)
Source: RefSeq, a predicted model, not a curated record